Messenger RNA from Pollicipes pollicipes, 1449 nucleotides. Its product is annotated as ALK tyrosine kinase receptor. The record is from RefSeq and is a predicted model, not a curated record. Lineage: Eukaryota; Metazoa; Arthropoda; Thecostraca; Pollicipedomorpha; Pollicipedidae. Gene Ontology annotation, biological process: signal transduction. Gene Ontology annotation, molecular function: 3',5'-cyclic-nucleotide phosphodiesterase activity. Bases 1 to 1449 code for a protein of 482 amino acids. The transcript has 10 exons.
AUGGAGGACAACCAGCUGCACAUCAAGCUCAUGGAGAUGAUGGGCCGGGAGAAGAAGUAUCAGCUGCCUGACAUGCAGGUCGAUUUCAUCGACUCCAGCUGUAUGCCCGUCUAUAGGGCGGUGGCAAGCCUCAGUCCGGUGCUGGGGCCGCUCGUGGACGCCGUCGAGCACAACCGGCGUGUGCCGGAGGAGUUCCGGCAAGGCUACAACGUCGACCUCAAGCGACCGGAAACUUGGGUGUUGACCUUUGGCACGUGCCGGACGACGGGUCAUCUGGGGCCGCAGCAGCGCACCUGCGAUCUCGCCUACCGGAACAGCAGUGUCCAGGUGCAGGUGCUCGAUUACCGGCACUACAAGGGAGUGCAGCGGUGGCGCGUGCCAGCAACCGGCGUCUACUCCCUGGUGGCGAGCGGCGCCAGCGGCGGCAAGGGCUUCGAGUCCUUCAGCCAGGUCAGCAAGGCCUCCACGGCCGUCUCCGUGGUGCACCUCAACAAGGGCGAGGAGAUAUUCAUGGUCGUGGGCCAGGAGGGCACCACCGCCUGCCACAAGGACGCCACUGGCACGACGCGAGAGUCCUGCGACUAUGGCGUGCCGCGCACCAUCGCCUCGCUCUCGCGCCUGCACAGGGUCACCGGGCUGUGGCGCUCGCGCCGCCACCGCGCGUCCCGCGAUACGAGCAGUGAGCUUCUCAAGCGUCUCAGGAAGAUCCAGUUCGAGGGUGGCGGCGGUGGCGGCGGCGGCGGCACGUUCGUCUUCCAGGUGAAGGACCAGCUGCAGGUGCCGCUGGUGGUGGCGGCUGGCGGCGGUGGCCUCUCCAACAACAAAAACGACUUAGCGUCGCCGCACGGCCGCGGCGAGAACCACACCGUCGGCCACGGCAACGGGCGCGCCUCAGAGCCUUACGGAGCCGGCCCGGGCGGCGGUUGGAACGACUCGGAGCCGACGGCGGCCGGCGGCCGGCCUCUGGUGCUGGGCGCCAUCGGCGGCCCGCCCUGCCGCAACGCCACCGACUGGGGCACGUUCGGCGGCUUCGGCGGCGGCGGCGGCGGCUGCACGGCCGGCGGAGGCGGCGGCGGAUAUGCCGGGGGCGACGCUCUGGACGGGGCGAACCAGAACGGCCGCGGCGGGAUGAGCUUCACCACUGGACAGCACCGGGUGGUGCGGCCGGCCAGCCACAUCGGCCCCGGACAGGUGCACGUCAUCCCCGCCUUCAAGGGCUGCGGCUGCGAACACCUGUGCGCCGCCAUCGACACCAGGGUGACAAUGACCCGCUGCAUCUGCCAGGAGGGCUGGCAGCUAAUGGACGACAAGACCUCGUGUCAAGGACCGCCGGGCCUGGGCCGCCGUCAGCAGUGGUCCAACACGGCCGUAAUCGUCGUGGUGGCGCUGGCUGUCCUCUUCCUGCUGGUGGUCGGCAGUCUCGCCGGCUUCUACUGUGAGUGUUGCUGA